This is a messenger RNA of Lentinula edodes (shiitake mushroom), 459 nucleotides long. RefSeq lists its product as uncharacterized. Lineage: Eukaryota; Fungi; Basidiomycota; Agaricomycetes; Agaricales; Omphalotaceae. The transcript has a single exon. Gene Ontology annotation, molecular function: nucleic acid binding. The record is from RefSeq and is a predicted model, not a curated record. The annotation marks the transcript as partial.
UGGCCUCGUUAUAUGCAUGCUGUCUUAUUCGCAAUACGAGUGACGGUUUCACGUGCGACGGGUUUUUCACCAUACUACCUUUUAUACGGUACGCACCCAGUUUUUUCUUUCGAUCUGACAGAGGUUACUUGGCAGACUCUGGAUUGGCAUAUGGUUCGGACUCACGAUGAGCUCAUUGCGUUACGAGCUUUGCAACUUGUGCGCAAGGAUUCCAAGCUCAAAGAGGCAAAUGAAAAACUGCGAGAGAGUCGUCGUCGUGCCAUUGAGGACAUGGCUAAACGAGUUGGAUUCCAGUGGGACUUCAAGGAUUACGAGGUUGGUAUGUAUGUGUGGUUGCGCGAGUCCGCUAUCGACGAAAUCAAGGGUGGUAAAGGGAUGUGGACAUACUCUGGACCUUAUAUUAUCCACGAGAAACGCGACCACAAUGCUUUUGUACUUAAGGAACUCAGCGGUGCGAUU